GCCUUCGGGAACGCGGCGCGCAGGCAGCGGAGACCGCAGCGGCCGCGGAGGAGGCGGUUGCUGUGCCGGAGCUUGGGGUCGCUGCUUGAGGCGCAGGCGCCGUGGACUCAUCCCGUUCUGGUCCUUGCAUCGCUGUGGGCUCGUAAUGGCGACCCAGCAGAGGCCUUUCCACCUGGUGGUGUUCGGCGCCUCUGGCUUUACCGGCCAGUUCGUGACCGAGGAGGUGGCCCGGGAGCAGGUGUCCCCGGAGCGGAGCUCCCGCCUGCCCUGGGCUGUGGCGGGCCGUUCUCGGGAGAAGCUGCAGCGAGUCCUGGAGAGGGCUGCCGUGAAGCUGGGAAGGCCGACACUGUCAUCUGAAGUUGGAAUAAUAAUUUGUGAUAUCACUAAUCCAGCCUCACUUGAUGAAAUGGCUAAACAGGCAACAGUUGUCCUCAACUGUGUAGGACCAUACCGAUUUUAUGGAGAACCUGUAGUAAAAGCAUGUGUUGAAAAUGGAACUAGCUAUAUUGACAUCUGUGGAGAACCUCAGUUUCUGGAACUAAUGUAUUGGAAGUAUCAUGAGAAAGCUGCAGAAAAAGGGGCUUAUAUUGUUGGAAGCAGUGGCUUUGACUCCAUUCCAGCAGAUCUGGGAGUAAUAUAUACCAGAAAUAAAAUGAAUGGUACAUUGACUGCUGUGGAAAGUUUCCUGUCUAUACAUUCAGGACCUGAGGGGUUGUGCAUUCAUGAUGGUACCUGGAAGUCAGCGGUUUAUGGUUUUGGAGAUCAGAGUAAUUUGAAAAAACUACGAAAUGAGUCCAAUUUGAAGCCUGUCCCAAUUGUUGGUCCAAAAUUGAAAAGAAGGUGGCCAGUUUCUUACUGCAGAGAACUCAACAGUUAUUCCAUUCCUUUCUUGGGAGCAGAUGUGUCUGUUGUGAAGCGGACUCAGCGUUACUUGCACGAAAAUUUAGAGCAAUCACCUGUUCAGUAUGCUGCUUAUGUAACUGUGGGAGGUGUCACCUCUGUUAUUAAGCUGAUGUUUGCUGGACUUUUCUUUUUAUUCUUUGUGAAGUUUGGCAUUGGAAGGCAGCUCCUCAUAAAAUUUCCAUGGCUCUUCUCCUUUGGUUAUUUUUCAAAACAAGGUCCAACACAAAAACAGAUUGAUGCCUCAUCAUUUAUGUUGACAUUUUUUGGUCAAGGAUACAGUCAAGGCUUUGGUCCUGAUAAGAACAAACCAAAUAUCAGAAUUUGUACUCAGGUGAAAGGACCAGAAGCUGGCUAUGUGGCUACCCCCAUAGCCAUGGUCCAGGCAGCCAUAACUCUACUAACUGACGCCUCUGAUCUUCCUAAGGCGGGUGGGGUCUUCACUCCUGGAGCAGCUUUCUCCAGAACAAAGUUGAUUGACAGACUCAACCAACGUGGCAUUGAAUUUAGUGUCAUUAGCAGCUCUGAAGUCUAAACAUUUGAAUAAUUAACCGAAGUCAUAAAAUGCAUGAAUUAACAGCUUUUUAAUUUGAUAUUUGAAAUUCUUCUAUAAGCCUGUCUGACUAUAUGUGGAAAAGAUUGUCAAAUCUAAAAUAUGUAUACAGUAAAAGCAGGGAAUUGUACUAGCUUACCCUAAAUUUCAACUCUUAGCUGAUUUUUGUGAUUUUAUUGCUUGUGAGAAAAAAUUAAUAUUUGACUGACUUUUUCAUUGAAGAAUUCAAGGUCAGUUUUUUAAGUGAGCUGGAAGAUCAGAGGAUGGGAUGGGUGGCUCUAUCUGUGUUGCUGACACGCCCAGGCUGGUGGUCAUGUAAGCCGGCAACUGCUGUUUUCCUUGCCAUGAUAUUGAAUGGGAUCUCACUUCCCCAUGAAUUUCUCUGCGUAGUGUAGGCCUUUGCCAAAUGAAACUGCAGUUUUUGCUAUUUUAGCCUACUUUUUCACCCAUCCACACUGACUGAUUUUGGACUCUUACCUAAGUUUAAUAAUAAAGGAUUGUCAAUUGAACAGUG
Balaenoptera musculus (blue whale) is the source of this 1967-nucleotide messenger RNA. RefSeq names its product saccharopine dehydrogenase (putative) (gene SCCPDH). Bases 146 to 1435 code for a protein of 429 amino acids. Gene Ontology annotation, biological process: glycolipid biosynthetic process. Gene Ontology annotation, cellular component: plasma membrane; lipid droplet; mitochondrion. The transcript is spliced from 12 exons. The record is from RefSeq and is a predicted model, not a curated record. Lineage: Eukaryota; Metazoa; Chordata; Mammalia; Artiodactyla; Balaenopteridae.